UAUAUACAUAUAUAUGAAAAUAUAUUCAUUAUAAAUAAAUAAAUUAUAUAUUAUAUACUAAUUUUUAUAAUAGCUUUAAAUAGCAUGUUCCGACUACUCUACCGGUCAGAGGCGGACCUACUCAAACCAAUAGUGUGUCACAUGACACACCUUAAAUAUGAUAAAUAUUAAAUUGUAGGUAGAAACAUUGAAAAUUCUCUAGCGUUUUUGGUUUAAAUUGCACUUUGACACCCCUAAAAUUUGGGUUCAACUCCCUCUGACACCAAACAUUUUUCACAAUUUUUUAUUUGGUUACAUGUUUGACCCAGGUUAAAGUGAAUCCUGGGUCCGCCAUUGCUACCGGUCAUUCUAUUAGACAGUUUAACAAAAAUAUACCGUAUGCUGCUAAUGCUUUAUCAUCUGCUUUGCCAAUCAAGGUCCAGGUGUACGUUUAUAGGUCACCAAAAUUUACUAAUAUGUCUAUGAUGAAUUGCUCUUUUUUUUAAACAUCUAAAUUUGAAGGUAAAAUUGAUGGAAAUCGAUUGACAAAAAAUAGUCGUGUGGUUCGGUUUAGAGGCAAUUCCGUUGGUUCCCGCAUGGUUUUCAUUUGAUUUGAAAUUGAACCGUAAACCAAUGUGGUACUGAAUAAAAGAGAAUAAUUAUAAUUUAGCUUCUUCUCGUCGGAGUUCUCUCCCUCCGUCCAGACUCUGAACCUCUCUCUCUCUCUCUUCGAAGACUCUCGAUAAGAAACUGUUCAAUUGAUGGCAAAACCAAUCGGAGAAGAUGCAAUUAGCGAGAGCGUUGCUUCAAGAUCCUCUUCUUGUUCGCAGUGGAGCCAGUGGCAACUCCUCGAUUCAAUUUUACCAACCGGAGGCUUCGCUCAUUCGUUCGGUCUCGAAGCAGCUGUUCAGACACGGUUGGUUUCGUCUCCGACAGAUCUCGAAAUCCACAUCAUCCAUGUCUUGGACAACACAGCUAGCUUACUGCUUCCUUUUGUCUACUCUUCCCUCAAAUCUCCCGACAUAGAGACAUGGCAAAGACUCGAUCUUUUACUCGACGCUACCUUAACCAACCAAGUCUCUUCAAAGGCGUCGAUCUCCCAAGGAUCAGCCUUGUUCCGAAUCGCUGCUUCUGUUUUCACCGAGACCCCAUCUCUGAAGAUGAUCAGAGACGCCUCUUUGGGCUCCUCCAAGGAGUUGCGUUUCCACCACGCUCCGAUCUUCGGGCUUGUGUGUGGCCUUCUCGGGAUGGAUCCCGAGACUUCUCAGAGGGCGUACCUGUUUGUUACGCUGAGAGAUGUCGUCUCGGCUGCGACGAGGUUGAACUUAGUGGGACCCAUGGGUGCUUCGGUGAUGCAGCAUCGUAUUGCACUUGUGGCUGAAACGGUUUUAGAGAAGUGGAAGGAUCGUGAAGCUAGCGAAGCGUGUCAGACAUCUCCUUUGCUAGAUGUUGUGCAAGGUUGUCAUGGUUACUUGUUUUCUAGAUUGUUUUGCUCUUGAUGAAACACCCAUUGAUGUGACUUUUGUGUUCUUUAAGUUGUCUUAAGCAUGAGAAGGAUCAAAUUAUAUGGAACUAUACUUCUGAGACAAGAUGAGAUGUGUUUUUAAACAUUCGCAUGUAGAAUUGUUGUCUCAAGUAUUGUCUAGUGAUAUAUGUAUAUUGCAGUCCAUGUUAUUUUAGCCUAAAAA
Brassica rapa (field mustard) is the source of this 1667-nucleotide messenger RNA. RefSeq names its product urease accessory protein F. The record is from RefSeq and is a predicted model, not a curated record. NCBI's taxonomy places the organism in Eukaryota, Viridiplantae, Streptophyta, Magnoliopsida, Brassicales, Brassicaceae. Gene Ontology annotation, molecular function: nickel cation binding.